AUGCGGCACGAGGCGUUUUGGAGUGCCCUGGAGUACGCCUGCCGAUUGCUGGGCAUCUCCACCGCAGCAGUGCUGAUCGGCGUGGGGGUAGAAACUCUGCAACGAGGGCAGUUCAAAAGCCUGGCUUUCUAUCUGCUUUUUUCAGGGAUUGCAGUCACUGUCUGUGAAGGCUUCUUCUUUAUCAGUUUGUUCCUGGAGAUGUGUUUCACAUAUGAGCCCAACUCCCUGGCACACGCCUGCUGGAAGCAAGCUAGGCGCCCGGGGAGCUUCCAGAAAUUCCUGGGGUACACACUGCUCUCGGUGGCUUGCUUCCUGCAUCCCGUCCUUGUCUGGCACGUCACCAUACCUGGCUCCAUGCUGGUGCUCACCGCCCUGGCCUACUUCCUGCUGAGCAAGAGGAGAAAGAGCCCAGAGCACAAAGAGGCGCAUCCCCAGGUGGGCCAAUAUGUGGAUCCUACAGCCACCACAGCAGCCUCGACCAUUGCUGGUGACACCGAGCAGACAUACACGUUUCAUGGAGCCCAGAGGGAGCAGCACCGCUCGCUGCUGGGACACAUGAAGAGCAUCCUGAAGGGCAGCAAGGACAGGAGCCUGCCACCAGCAGCCCCUGCCCAACCAGAGGCCCCGCCAGCUCCUCGCAAGCAAGUGCACUUCCAGGAGAAGGUGGUGCAGAUCAUCCCCUCUGUCAGUGAGAGCCUGGAUGAGAUGGAGAGCGAGGCUGAGGAGACCACGUCAGACACAGCACCUAUCCUCACCCCUCCUGAUGCCCCUGUCGUCCUCACUCCCCUCAGCUCCACAGGCCUGUUUUGA
Molecule: messenger RNA, 810 nt
Organism: Cygnus atratus (black swan)
Lineage: Eukaryota; Metazoa; Chordata; Aves; Anseriformes; Anatidae
Gene: TMEM72
Product: transmembrane protein 72
Exons: 5
Coding region: 1-810 (269 amino acids)
Source: RefSeq, a predicted model, not a curated record